GCACAUUGUAGGGGAAAUCUGGUCCCCAUGAUGUAAUAUAUACAUGACCCGCCCCACACACACAAAAUGUAAUAAUGCAAAAAUUACAAAACGUUAAUGUUGACCUGUCUUUUAACCCCCUCCCCAAAAUAUCAAAAAGGGAAGAAGCUGUACCUUUGUGUUUAGACCACGAACACUGUGUCUUUAAGAACAGCCAUUAGCUCAUUGGCCCUCUGACAGGGACUGAUGUGGCCUUUAGCUGCUCUCUCUCUCUCUCUCUCUCUCUCUCUCACACACACACACAUACAUCAUCUUAGGGGGGGAUUACGGGGCUUCAGUAAAACCGUGCCUUGUUCUGUCAGCUCUGCCACAGUUUUUAGCCGCACAGUAUUAACCGCAGUCACUGUCUCUCUCUGAGGACCCACCUCCUCCCACCCCCUAUUUCCUAAAAACGGCUUUCCAUCUUAUCAGCCUCAGCAGUUUUUGCGAGAUGAAGACUAAGCAGUCUUUUAGCUUUAGCGAUCAAACUCGGCCAAUUAAUAUUUUAAUAUGAAGGCCUUCUGUGUUUGGACGUGUCCUAAUUAUUCUGGGUCCUCGGCUACAGGAGUUUUAGGAUUUGCUACGCUAUAUGGACAAAAGUAUUGGGACACCCGUAAUUACAGGAGUUGGUCACAUAAGCCACAUUGCUGAGAUACAGGUGUGUAAUGAAGCACACAGCCAUGCAACCUCCGGUAUCAAACACUGGCAGCAGAAUGAGUCAUACAGAAGAGGCUAGUCAGCCCAGCCCCGUCAUUGGACACCAUUGGACACCUUUCCAACGAAUCAUUUCUCCCCAUUUCUGUCCUGAUAGAGCUGCACCACACUGUGAAGUGAUUGUGAAGUGGAAACAUCUGGGAUAAAGUUCAACAGAGGUGGCAGCCACACAAGCUCACAGACGGGGACCUGAUCCCACCAGCAAUGUUCUACCAUCUAAUGGAAAGCUUUCCCAGAAGAGUACGGGCUACUGUAGCAGCUAAGGGAGGACGCCCUGAAAGAUGACCGAGGAGGUCGUGGUGGUGGCCAAGUGGGACUAUGCAGCCCAGCAGGACCAGGAGCUUGACAUCCGCAAGAACGAACGUCUCUGGCUGCUGGACGACUCCAAGACAUGGUGGAGGGUACGCAACGCUGGCAACCGGACCGGCUACGUCCCGUCCAACUACGUGGAGCGCAAGAACAGCCCAAAAAAAAGCUCGCUGGUCAGGAAUCUGAGGGACACGUUGGGCCUUGGGAAGACGAAGCGGAAGGCGAACUCCUCGCCGACGCCCAGUGCGGAGGAGGCGCUGUCCGGCCGCGAGCUGAGCGUCCCGGCGCUGGUGAAGUUCACGUACGCGGCGGAGCGCGAGGACGAGCUCAAUCUGUCGAAGGGCGCCCAUGUGCUGGUGACGGAGAAGUGCAGCGACGGCUGGUGGCGGGGCAGCUGUGGUGGACGCACCGGCUGGUUCCCUUCCAACUAUGUGUCGGCGGAGGGCGGGGAGGCAUCAGGGGCAUCGCCUAAGCGUGCCCCGCCCACUACUAACUCCCCCUCCCGGGCGGGGCUGGGUGCACCGCUCCACAUAGUGCGGACGCUCUACCCCUUCAGCUCGGCCACAGAGGAGGAGCUUGACUUUGACAAAGGUGAGAUCAUGGAGGUGGUGGAGAGGCCCGAGAACGACCCGGAAUGGUGGCGUUGCCGCAACGCCCGUGGCCAGCUUGGUCUCGUGCCCAAGAACUACGUGGUGGUGGUGAGUGAGGGGUCCUGGAAUGGAGCCCCCCCACCGGCCUCAGAGCCUGCCCUCUCUGGUAGGUUUGCCGGCAAGGACUGGUACUAUGGAAAGGUGACCCGGCAGCAAGCUGAGCGCGCCCUUGACAAGAGGGGGGCGGAGGGAGACUUUCUGGUGAGAGACAGCGAGUCAUCGCCCAGCGAUUUCUCCAUCUCCCUGAAGGCCGUGGGGAGGAACAAGCACUUCAAAGUCCGGCUGUCGGAGGGCGCCUUCUGCAUCGGGCAGCGGCGCUUCGGCUCCAUGGAUGAGCUGCUGGAGCACUACAAAAAGGCGCCCAUCUUUACGGGGGAGUCCGGCGACCGGCUCUACCUCGUCCGUCCGCUGCUGUGACAGGACCCAGAAACCUGUCUCUCGGCAACGAGGUUCAUCCUCAGCCGUGCUCUUUGCAAAGCGACAGAUGGAGACUCCCAGACCCCUGCUCCAUCCGUUUUCGGGGGCGUGAAGGCGAGGUCGGCAUCUGCUCGUGACUCAAUUCAAGAACAGGUGACUUUUGGCUGAGUGGGAUCUACCACAGGUUGCCAGCGUGGCCAGAGAGUGCAGACUCACUAGUGGUUGUCUGGUCUUCUGACUGACACAAAGAUGAUCGUGCCGAUGGAUGGAUGGAUGAGAGGCAAGGAAGAACGAUCAGUCCUGUUCACUUUUCACUGUGUGUGUAGCCGUGACAGUGUUUUAAUCAUCUGACUUCUGCUACUUUUUAAGUAUCACCUGUUGAUGUUCCAGAACUUUGAUUUAACUCUGGUUAAAUCAUAUAGCUAUAUGUGCAGCUAUAAAGCUAUGUAUGUGAAGCAUGUGGGCCAAAGCACCACAGCCUUGGAUACAUGUCAGGAAGGAAGAUCGUUCUGUUCAAUUAAAGGUUUUGCUUAUUAAUGGA
Molecule: messenger RNA, 2649 nt
Organism: Brienomyrus brachyistius
Lineage: Eukaryota; Metazoa; Chordata; Actinopteri; Osteoglossiformes; Mormyridae
Product: cytoplasmic protein NCK2-like
Exons: 4
Coding region: 1014-2108 (364 amino acids)
Biological process (GO): positive regulation of translation in response to endoplasmic reticulum stress; negative regulation of endoplasmic reticulum stress-induced eIF2 alpha phosphorylation; positive regulation of endoplasmic reticulum stress-induced intrinsic apoptotic signaling pathway
Molecular function (GO): protein binding
Source: RefSeq, a predicted model, not a curated record